Zingiber officinale is the source of this 342-nucleotide messenger RNA. RefSeq names its product tropomyosin-like. NCBI's taxonomy places the organism in Eukaryota, Viridiplantae, Streptophyta, Magnoliopsida, Zingiberales, Zingiberaceae. The record is from RefSeq and is a predicted model, not a curated record. Bases 1 to 342 code for a protein of 113 amino acids. The transcript has a single exon.
AUGUGCCAAAGGCUCACUUUUUUGGAGGAGGAAGUGAAGAAGAUGAAGGCGUCAAGCGGUCAAUCCUCCGCUGUUCAAGAGCAGACAAACGCUGAGGUGGCCAAAUUGCGGGCCGAUCUGGAGAAGAGCACUAAACGGCUCGAGGCCGAACGGGACAAGAGUUCAAGGCAGGCCACUCUACUGGCUCAGCUCAAUAAGCAGGUCGCCACCUUCAACAAUAAGAUUGAGUCGACCAACGUGAGAAAGAAUCGAGAUAUCGAAGACCUCAAUUUAAAGAAUAAGGAGGCCCGGGCCCUCGCCCAAAGACUCAAGGAAGUUGAGGAUUUCCUGGUUGCCGAGUAG